Lodderomyces pseudojiufengensis is the source of this 750-nucleotide messenger RNA. It is a transcript of the gene PGA39, whose product is annotated as Pga39p. The transcript has a single exon. The record is from RefSeq and is a predicted model, not a curated record. Lineage: Eukaryota; Fungi; Ascomycota; Pichiomycetes; Serinales; Debaryomycetaceae. Bases 1 to 750 code for a protein of 249 amino acids.
AUGAAAGUCUCAACAUUAGUUAUAAUUUGUUCAACCAUUGUUUCAAUCAAUGCUAAAAAUACAUUUAACAAGAAAAAAUUAAAUUUUAUAAAAAGAGCUGAUUCAAGUUUAAUUGAACCAUCAAUUACUGAUUUUCCAUCAUUAGAAAGUUCAGAAGAUUCAAGUCUUACAGAUUUUAAUGAAUCAAGUGAAUCAUUCGACUCUUUUGGUGAUAGUUCUGAAUCAUUUGAUGCAACUGAAUCAGGAUUUGAAGAAACAGGUAGUCCUUCUUCAACUGAUGACAUAGAAGAAACAGAUGAUCCUACUGAAACUGAAGAUUCAGAACCUACUAAUGCUGCUGUUGGUGGUCUUGGUGGACUUAGUAACAAUACUAUUACACCUAUAAAUAAUACUUCACCAGUUUCAAGUGGUACAUCUCAUAGUAAUUCAACUAAUAUUGGAGGUGGUAGUUCAGGAAAUUCAUCAUCAAGCGGUGGUGUUGGUGGUAUAGGAGGUCCAUAUAGUAAUUCAUCUUCAAGUGGAAUUGGUGGUAGUUCAGGUGGAUCAAGUGGAAGCAACUCUGGUGAUUCGGAAUCAAGUGGUUCUAAAACAACUGGAUCAAGUUCAAGUAAAACAAGUGGUUCAAGCUUAAGUAAACCAAGUGCAAGUGGAGCUAGCUCUGGUUCAGCAUCUAAUGUAGGUAAUAGAUUAUCCGACUCAGGAGUUGGUAUGGUUGGAUUAGGAGCAUUAAUUGGAGCUCUAUUACUUUAA